Phyllotreta striolata is the source of this 1245-nucleotide messenger RNA. Lineage: Eukaryota; Metazoa; Arthropoda; Insecta; Coleoptera; Chrysomelidae. The record is from the annotation of a GenBank genome assembly.
AUGUCUCUGAAAUUAUUAAGACCAAUAAAUGUUUUCAAACGACAACUAUCGCAAAAGCCUGCGAGUUUUGCUAGCUUCGAUUGGCAGGACCCGCUGAAUUUAGAAUCGCUUUUAACGGACGAAGAAAAGCUAGUCAGAGAUCAAUUCAGGUCGUAUUGCCAGGAAAAGUUAAUGCCCCGGGUAAUCGAAGCUAAUAGAAACGAAGUAUUUCACAGGGAAAUAAUGCGCGAAAUAGGCGAGCUAGGCGUCCUAGGAUGCACUUUAAAAGGAUACGGAUGCGCCGGAGUGUCCAACGUAGCCUAUGGACUCUUAACGAGGGAAGUAGAACGAGUCGAUAGUGCGUACAGAUCGGCUGUUAGCGUUCAAUCUUCACUAGUUAUGGGGGCUAUAUAUAAUUACGGAAACGAAGAGCAGAAACAAAAAUAUUUACCGUUGUUAGCAAAAGGUGAAUACAUCGGUUGUUUUGGCUUGACCGAACCAAACCAUGGUAGCGAUAUCGGUUCGAUGGAAACCAAAGCCAAGUACGACCCUUCCACCAAAACCUACACUCUAAAUGGCAGUAAAACAUGGAUUACAAACUCACCCAUAUCGGAUAUAUUCAUAGUGUGGGCCCGAUGCGACGAUGCGAAAGUACGAGGCUUCAUAAUCAACAAACACGAAUUCGGCGAAGGAUUAGAAGCGCCCAAAAUCGAAGGGAAAUUCUCCCUGCGGGCCUCCACUACAGGAAUGAUCCUCAUGGAUAACGUGCGAGUACCCGAAGACCACCUUCUACCGAACGCCGUCGGAAUGAGCGGCCCCUUCGGGUGCUUGAACAACGCGCGAUACGGAAUCGCCUGGGGCGCCCUCGGAGCGGCCGAAAGCUGCCUGCAAUUGGCCAGAAACUACACGAUGGAGAGGAAACAAUUUAAUAAACCCCUAGCUGCCAACCAACUCGUACAAAAGAAACUAGUUGAUAUGAUGACCGACAUUUCUUUGGGCCUUAUGGGUUGCUAUCAAGUCGGCCGGUUGAAGGACAAAGAUAUGCAUUCUCCUCAAAUGAUAUCGCUGUUGAAAAGAAACAACGCUGGGAAAGCCCUGGAAAUAGCCAGAGUAGCGAGAGAUAUGCUGGGAGGUAAUGGAAUAUCUGAUGAAUAUCACGUUAUAAGACACGUCAUGAAUCUGGAAGCUGUAAAUACGUACGAAGGUACACACGAUGUUCAUGCUUUGAUCUUGGGACGUGCUAUCACCGGAAUCGCGGCCUUCUGA